Messenger RNA from Funneliformis geosporum, 206 nucleotides. Lineage: Eukaryota; Fungi; Glomeromycota; Glomeromycetes; Glomerales; Glomeraceae. The record is from the annotation of a GenBank genome assembly.
AAAUGAAUGCAGAAACUCAAUCAUUAACAUUUCCUAUCAUAUCUGAACAACAUCAGCACAUUUACUUUAAAUACUUGGGUAUCAAUGAAAACAUGGAUGUCCUUUUUAAUAAAUUUCCCGAAUAUAAAAAACAAAUUAAUGAAGAAUUUAGAGGUUCUGGAUUACAAGGGAUUUUUGAUAAAUUAGUUAUGAUGUCUGUGAAAUAA